GAUCCCACUCGUCUUCUUCACCUUCAAAGCUCUCGUCCUCCCUCGCUCCCUUCUCUCCUCUCCUCUCCUCUCCGCGCAUCUCUUACUCUUUCCUUUCAUCUGUCUCUCCGUCUCUCCUCCUCCUCCUCCUCCUCCUCCUCUCUUCCACUGAGCGGCGGAGGCAGACUCACUCCGCUCAGCAACAACUCGCAUGAAAGUGAGGACGUCUCCUUUUCUUUCCCGCCUCCUUAUUUUUAUUUUUGUUAUUUCUUUACAUUUAAUCUGCACUUUUUCCUCCUUUGUGUUUGUAUUUAUUUAUCUUUAUUUUUUUUUUUGUGCUGUGCAGCAGCGUGAGGGCACCAUGCAUCCCAAAUAGGGUUUUCCAUCCUUCCUCUCCCAACUCGAGCACCUUUUUCUUUUCUUUCUCUUUUCUUUUCUUGGUUGCAUGUGAAUGGAAAUAAAUAAAAAGGGAAUCGUGCAGCUUUUAUACAGAUGUCAACCUCUGGGCUCCGAAGCAAAAGGACAUUUUAAGCCUCAAAUGCAGAGGAGUUUAAAACCAUGUGGAUCGUACCGUCGUGCGUUUAACCGGGAUGGACUUAUCGGACGUGCUGGCGCCCGUGGUGGCCACCAUGCCGACCGCUCUGCCGCCAAACUCCUCUCUGGAGAACCAAACGUCGCCCUCGUCCCCUUCCUCCUCCUCCUCCUCCUCCUCGUCCUCCUCCUCCUCCUCCCCCAGACCUCCUCCCCUGCCCCCCCACUCUCAGGUGGCGUCGGUGUUCAUCGUGCUGGUGGUCGCCGUCAUCAUCCUGGGGACGGUGGUGGGCAACGUGCUGGUGGUGGUGGCGGUGUUCACCAGCCGGGCUCUCAGGGCGCCUCAGAACCUGUUCCUGGUGUCUCUGGCGUCGGCCGACAUCCUGGUGGCCACGCUGGUCAUCCCCUUCUCUCUGGCCAAUGAGGUCAUGGGCUACUGGUACUUUGGUUCCACCUGGUGCUCCUUCUACCUGGCUCUGGACGUCCUCUUCUGCACCUCCUCCAUCGUGCACCUCUGCGCCAUCAGCCUCGACCGCUACUGGUCCGUCACCAAGGCGGUGAGCUACAACCGCAAGCGGACGCCCAAGCGGAUCAAGGCGAUGAUCAGCGUCGUGUGGCUCAUAUCGAUCGUCAUCUCGUCCCCGCCGCUGCUCAUGACUCAGAAAGAGAAGAACGCGGACGAGGACGAGGGCGACGCGGCGCCCAUGCAGGAGUGUCUCCUCAACAACCAGACGUGGUACAUCCUGUCCUCCUGCCUCGUGUCCUUCUUCGCCCCGGGCGUCAUCAUGAUCCUGGUGUACUGCAAGAUCUACCGCGUGGCCAAGCAGCGAGCGUCCACCGUGUUCGUGGCCAAGAACGUGAUGGAGCGGCAGCCGUCGCAGUCCGAGACCUGUUUCGUGGGCUCCGCCAGGACCUGCCCCAGGAAGGGGGCGUCGGCCCAGUACGAGCUGGAGAGCCCGCGGCCGGGGAACCGCCGCUGCUCCUCCAACGUGGACAGCAGCAGCAGCAACCACCGGAGAGGAGAGCUGGACGACAUCGACCUGGAGGAGAGGAGCUGCGAGGCCGACGUGAAGACCUCCUCCUCGUUCUCGUCGUCGCUCCGCUUCCCCAGGAGAGUCGGCGGGAGGGUGAAGACAGAGGAGGGGAAGGACGCCGAGGGGGCGACAAACAGACUGAAGCCUCCUCCUCUUGCUCUUCCUCCUUCUUCUUCUUCCUGCGCCUCCAUAUCUUGGGCGUCGUCCGACCACUGCUCCCACCACUUCCUCCUCCCGUCCCCGCUGCCUCUCCGCAACAGGCAGAUGUCUCUGUCGAAAAACAAAGUGGCGCAGAUGAGGGAGAAGCGCUUCACGUUCGUGCUGGCGGUGGUGAUGGGGGUGUUCGUGCUCUGCUGGUUCCCGUUCUUCUUCACCUACAGCCUCCACGCCGUCUGCAGGGAGAACUGCGUCAUCCCCGACUCGCUCUUCAACCUCUUUUUCUGGAUCGGAUACUGCAACAGCUGCCUGAACCCCAUCAUAUACACUAUUUUUAACCGAGACUUUCGCAGAGCCUUCAAGAAGAUUUUAUUCCAGCCCCACAAACGCACAUAGGCACGCCGAUCAGGCAUAACAUUAUGACCACCGACAGGAGAAGUGAAUAACGUUGAACCAUCUUGUGACAGUUCAAUGUUCUGCUGGGAAACUUUUGGACCUGACAUUCAUUCAUUCAUUCAUGUGGAUGUUACUUAGAAAUGUAGCACCCACCAUAGAAAUGACACUCUUUGAUGGCAGUAGCCAUCUUCACACACAAAAACACUUUAGGAACAACCCAAAAAAACACGAAGAACAGCAAAAGCUGUUGACCUUGCCUCAAAAUUCACCCAAUCACAAACUGAUCAAGUAUCUGUGGGAUGAUCCACAGAGACCCCUCCCCUCAAAGCCCCCCCCCCCACUAACAACAACAAAACAUGUCCAUCCUCUAAUGAGUCACAACCAUUUUUAAGGCACAAGGAGGAGACCAACACAACAACGAUUAGGAAAGUGGUCAUAAUGUUAUGCCUGAUCAGUGUAUGUGUGUGCUAUGAAAAAAUAAAAAAAACGACAAAAAAAAAAAAAAACAGACACACAAAAUGUGCGCGCACAAUUUUAAUCCUGUUUUCCACUGUGCUGUCAGAUCGACAUUAAAGGGCUUGUCAUACAGCCGGAGUAUUGAUUCAUUAUUCAGCUUCCCACUAAUUUAUUAAAUAAUCACUUUCUAUUCUUGUAUCAACACACCAGAGGAGGAUGAUUAUGACACGCUGAGGCUGUGGAGGCAGGUGUUUUUAACGCCAGCUUCCUUCCUUGAUGCAAUAACCAGUUGGACGUUGCAGUCGGGGCCGAGGCUCAGCUCCGAUGUUAAUUAGAGGAAACCGGCCGCGGGGCAGAGAUCUGUGCUCCCAUGGACUUUGGAGAUGUCUUCACACUGUAGCAAGCAGCAGCUGCAAUUCUUAUAGUGACAGGGACAAUACUAUAGGGAACUGAGAAAAAAAAUAAAAAAAUCAUAAUAAAAACGUCUGCACUUUGAAUAACACACAAAGUGCUUUAAGUGAAUUCCUUCGCCUGAGAGUAAUUAAACACCAGCGCCUAAAGUUUAAGUUCCAGUUAAAGACUUAAGGAACCGAAAAAAGGA
This is a messenger RNA of Mugil cephalus (flathead mullet), 3153 nucleotides long. Its product is annotated as alpha-2Db adrenergic receptor-like. Gene Ontology annotation, biological process: platelet activation; adenylate cyclase-activating adrenergic receptor signaling pathway; regulation of vasoconstriction. Gene Ontology annotation, molecular function: alpha2-adrenergic receptor activity. Lineage: Eukaryota; Metazoa; Chordata; Actinopteri; Mugiliformes; Mugilidae. Gene Ontology annotation, cellular component: membrane. The record is from RefSeq and is a predicted model, not a curated record. The transcript is spliced from 3 exons. Bases 570 to 2096 code for a protein of 508 amino acids.